Molecule: messenger RNA, 2653 nt
Organism: Nannospalax galili (Upper Galilee mountains blind mole rat)
Lineage: Eukaryota; Metazoa; Chordata; Mammalia; Rodentia; Spalacidae
Gene: Grsf1
Product: G-rich RNA sequence binding factor 1
Exons: 10
Coding region: 83-1372 (429 amino acids)
Biological process (GO): regulation of RNA splicing
Cellular component (GO): ribonucleoprotein complex; nucleoplasm
Molecular function (GO): RNA binding
Source: RefSeq, a predicted model, not a curated record
GCAUGUGCCCGGCGCCCCCUCCCCGACCCUGGAAUCCACUUCCUGUUCGCUCGCGCUGCCGCUGCGGCCGCGAACGGAACCCAUGGCCGGGACGCGUUGGGUGCUCGGGGCUCUGCUCCGGGGCUGCGGCUGUAACUGCAGCAGCUGCCGGCGCACAGGCGCCGCCUGCCUGCCCUUAUACUCCGCCGCCGGCACCUUCCCGUCGGGCAUCUCGGGCCGCCGCCGCCUGCUGCUGCUCCUCGGGGCCGCCGCGGCCGCUGCUUCCCAGACGCGCGGCCUGCAGCAGGAGUCCAAAACUACCUACCUGGAAGACCUUCCACCACUACCUGAGUACGAAUUGAGCCAGUCCAAGUUAGGAGAGGAAGUGGAUGAUGUUUAUCUCAUUCGUGCUCAAGGACUGCCAUGGUCAUGCACUGUGGAAGAUGUGCUUAACUUCUUCUCAGACUGCAGAAUCCGCAAUAGUGAGAAUGGAGUACACUUCCUCUUAAAUAGAGAUGGGAAACGAAGGGGUGAUGCCUUAAUUGAAAUGGAGUCAGAGCAGGAUGUACAGAAAGCCUUAGAAAAGCACCGGAUGUACAUGGGUCAGCGAUAUGUGGAAGUAUAUGAGAUAAACAAUGAAGAUGUGGAUGCCUUAAUGAAGAGCCUGCAGGUCAAAUCUUCCCCUGUGGUAAAUGAUGGAGUGGUUCGUUUGCGAGGACUUCCUUACAGUUGCAAUGAGAAGGACAUUGUUGACUUCUUCGCAGGGCUGAAUAUAGUAGACAUUACUUUUGUAAUGGAUUAUAGAGGCAGAAGAAAAACAGGGGAAGCCUAUGUACAAUUUGAAGAACCAGAAAUGGCCAACCAAGCCCUUUUAAAACACAGAGAAGAAAUUGGUAACCGAUACAUAGAGAUAUUUCCAAGCAGAAAGAAUGAAGUCCGAACACAUGUUGGCAUUCAUAAGGGAAAAAAAAUGAUAUCUUCUCCUACUGCUAAGUAUAUAACAGAGCAAGAAGUGGUGUUUGAGGAACAGGAGGUAAAUGAGGAUAGUCGACCCAUGACGGCUUUUGAAAGCGAGAAAGAAAUAGAAUUGCCUAAGGAGACGUCAGAAAAGCUUCCAGAGGCUGUUGAUUUUGGAAAUACACCUUCAGUGCAUUUUGUCCACAUGAGAGGAUUACCAUUCCAAGCCAAUGCCCAGGACAUUAUAAAUUUCUUUGCUCCACUGAAGCCUGUGAGAAUCACCAUGGAAUACAGUUCCAGUGGGAAGGCCACUGGAGAAGCUGAUGUGCAUUUUGAUACCCAUGAGGAUGCUGUUGCAGCUAUGCUCAAGGACCGGUCCCAUGUUCAACAUAGGUAUAUUGAACUGUUCCUAAAUUCAUGUCCUAAAGGAAAAUAAGACUUGAACAGACUCCAGAUAAAAAGGAUGAAGCCAGAAGCUUUUCAUUUGCACAUCUUCCUUGGACAUGGAAUAUAAAAAUCCAGUUUAUUGAUAGCAACUGCUGGAGAAAAGAUUUCGAUGCUAUGAAUUUUUUAGAAAGAGAAAGAUUCAGUUUAGAAUUAUAAAAUAAACCUAAAAAUUCAAAAUUUGUUUAAAUGGUCCAGGAUCUGAUUAAGAAAAUCUGGUCUUUAUGUAAUUAAGGUUUCUUUUCAUAGAGGAUAUAUUACCAAUUGUAAAGAUGACAUAUUUUUAUUCAGCAUUGUGCUUUAAAAUCUUAUUCCCACUUUUCUUUGCCUAUGAUUGAGAGCUCUGAUGUAAAACUUCUCAUGAAAUAAAAUGAUGUAUUUUAACCACACACUCACCAAAGCAAGGCAAGGUUUCAGAACUUUAAACCAGUCUGGUUUGGGCAAGUAGUUUUUCAUUUUACUGUAUUUGAUUACUUAGGGCUAGAAAUUAAAAAAAAAAAAAUCACAGAUUAGUAGGUAUAAAUGAUAACUUGGCAGUUUUAUGUCUUUAGAAACUUUCUAAGCCUUAUGCUAAAGGCAUUUAAUAUUGGUGCCUGUCUAUUUAAAGGGGAAGUCUAGUCUCAGAGUUGUCUCAGUCUCCCUUUUCUCCACUUUCUUUUGGUUUUGGGUAAAUCUUAAGGAUGUUUGUUGGGUUUGAAAUUGUUAAGUGAUAAAGUGGUAUGUCAAAGCAGUCUAGACUGGUAGGACAUUAAUGGCUUCACUUGAAUUUAAACCAGCUCUAGAAAGAAAAAAACAAAACUAAGUCUCCUCAUUUGCUUUUUCAGUGGGGUAGCACAUCCCAUAUUUUAGAACAUGUAGGGGUGCCUUGCUUAAAUAAAAGUAGCAUUUAAUGUGUAAUUGUGUGAAGGGUUUAUGGAUAAAGCUGUACUAAUGUCACAUUGUGGCAGCACCUUCUGCUUUAGUAUUUAACAGCUUGUUAUUUAAAUAUUGGGCAAAAUGGCUGGCUUUAAAAAUAGUCAUUAAUAAACAUAUGUACACCCAUGUAGGAGAAUCAAAGUUCUGUAUACUUUGUUUGCCUUGUCCCUGUUCUCAGGGUGACAGCUGCUACCAAGAUGUAACAAUUCUAGUUCUUAAGAUUAAAAUUGCUGAGAUUUCAGUGAGGUAAUAAUCUGGAAGAGACAUGUCUCUCAGUACAUAACCAUCUCUGAUUACCAGCUAAAGUUCAAAGUCAUUGUACAGUAGUGAAUAAAUGAAGGUUUGUUUUAUUAUUGAA